AUGCCGCCGCGCACCGAACGCAACGUCAACGUGGUGUUCACGCCGUCCGGCGGCCAGCACGAGCGGCGCGACGCGGCCGUGAUCCCGCUGAGCGGGUACGGCGGCGCGUCCGACGUGCAGAUCCACGUGAACGCGCGCGACCCGUCCGGCCGGCCUUGCCUCAGCCUGAACGCCGCCGGGCCGGGCGGCACGCGACUGGCCGGCUUCUCGAUCGCCAACAUCGGCCAGCGCGCCGCCUACAUCAAGCUGGUGGUGUUCUCAGACAUGGCGUGCGAGCGGCCGCUGCCGGCGCACCAGGCCACCGUGCACCCCAGCCAGUUCAUCCUGCGGCCGGGCGACACGCGCCAGCUGACGGCCGUCGUGCCGCCCGUGGCGCACGCGCAGGACGUGGGCGCCGUGCUGGUGCUGAGCGGCGACGAGACGCUGCGCCAGGAGCUUCGGCGCCGGCCGCCAGGGGCGGGGCCGUCGCACCACACGCCCGCCAACCUCCGCACCAUCAACUUCCAGGCGUCGUACGACGGCGAGGCGCCCGACGGCCAGGCCGCCGCCGCGCUCGGCGCCUCCGCCGCCCGCAUGGAGGAGCUCUUCUUCUCCAGCAUGAAGCAGACGAAGCUGCCGCUCAAGUACAUGCCGGCUCGGCCGCUCUCCGUGGCGUCGGAGCCCAAGCCGCACGACUUCUCCAGCCCGUACGACCCCAGGGCCCGUGCCGGUGUGUACCUGCACAGCGCGCCGGGCGAGGUGGCCUGA
Messenger RNA from Pollicipes pollicipes, 747 nucleotides. RefSeq lists its product as uncharacterized. Gene Ontology annotation, molecular function: protein kinase binding. Lineage: Eukaryota; Metazoa; Arthropoda; Thecostraca; Pollicipedomorpha; Pollicipedidae. The coding region runs from base 1 to 747 and encodes 248 amino acids. The transcript is spliced from 7 exons. Gene Ontology annotation, biological process: centrosome cycle; protein localization to centrosome; mitotic spindle assembly. The record is from RefSeq and is a predicted model, not a curated record. Gene Ontology annotation, cellular component: centriole; cytoplasm; pericentriolar material.